Messenger RNA from Dreissena polymorpha, 4987 nucleotides. Its product is annotated as guanylate kinase-like. NCBI's taxonomy places the organism in Eukaryota, Metazoa, Mollusca, Bivalvia, Myida, Dreissenidae. The coding region runs from base 289 to 948 and encodes 219 amino acids. The record is from RefSeq and is a predicted model, not a curated record. Gene Ontology annotation, molecular function: GMP kinase activity. The transcript is spliced from 10 exons. Gene Ontology annotation, biological process: purine nucleotide metabolic process. Gene Ontology annotation, cellular component: cytosol.
CUAUAUCGGAACUGUCACGGACGCUUGAAUUAUUCUUACACGUUUUUCGUGGUAAUAUUUUAUGCCAUGACAACAUUGUUUCCAUGAUGUUAUGCCAUAGACUUGCUGAAGAAUAAUUCAGCCUCACAGAAGAGCCCGUGCGUUCGACCAAUCGAAUUCACGAACCUAUAGCAUAACGUCUAGCAGAUGUUGACUUCCAGCUGUCAACUUCAACAUGACUAACUGAAACCACAAUACAAGGCGAACUGUGCAUCCCUCAAAAACUGUCUGCUGGACCAUCAGCAUUGUAUGCGUGUUUUUCCUAAAGUGAUUUCGCUUGUGCGAACAAUUUCAGGAUCAGCCAUGUCUAAACUGCGGCCCAUAGUGUUUAGUGGUCCCUCUGGAAGUGGUAAGAGCACCCUGCUUCAGAGACUCUUCAAAGAAUAUCCAGACAGCUUUGCAUUCAGCGUCUCACACACAACCAGAAAACCAAGACCUGGUGAACAGGAAGGUAAAGACUACUACUAUGUGGAGGUGCCAGUGUUUGAGAAGAUGGUACAGGAAGGUGGUUUCCUGGAGCAUGCACAGUUCUCGGGCAAUUGCUAUGGUACCAGCAAAAUGGCUGUAGAGAAAGUUCAAGCCUCUGGGAGGAUCUGCACCCUUGAUGUUGAGAUCAAUGGGGUGAAGAAUAUAAAGAAAACUGACUUAAACGCACGCUACAUAUUUGUACAACCACCUAGCCUAGAGUCUCUUGAGAAAAGGUUGCGAUGUCGAGGCACAGAGACAGAAGAGAGCCUAAAAAAACGUCUAGACACGGCAAACGAAGCACUGGAAUAUGCCAAACUACCCGGCUCCUACGAUCACAUCAUUAUCAACGAUGAUCUGGACGUAGCAUAUGAAAAACUCAAAGGCAUUUUAUCAACGGACAUCCAUGCUGUGAAGUGCAGUCAGUACAAGAAGGGAAUAUAAGCCCUCUGGCUUGGCUCUCUGGGCCCACAGUCUCCUUAGCAAUUUAUUAUUUAACUUUCUUUAAGUCAUGAAAAAUAUCGUGUUUAAAAGAAUCUUUUGACAUUCUUAUGUUUGAAAUCUCUCUUUUAACAUAUAAAUGUUUAAAAUAGGAUUUUUACAUGUUUAAAAUAGUUUUGGUAAUAUUUACAUGUUGAAAUAGUGUUCAAAAAAUAAAUGUAUAAUAUAUAUGUAUGUAUGUUGGGAAACUUUGAUUUUAUGCUGAGAUGUGUACCCUUUUGUUGACAUCAGGAUGCAGGAAUGGGUUCACAGGGGUUAACACACGGGAUGGACAGAAUGUAAACACACUGAUAAGAACGUUAUUUUUGCAAAUAUCUCAAGUUAUUGAAAUACAUUUUCAAAAAUCUUACAGUCAUUCUUGCAGUUUGUGCCUAUAACUUAAGAUUUAAGAAUAAUCUUUGAACACAUCUGAAAUCUGUGCCAAAAUGUCGCAUUGUAUGCAUCAUAACUGUGUAUAUGAAUACUUUACACAUCGAAUUUUGGGCUAAUAACACAGGCUUAUUAAAUUAAGUAUUUCUGAUGUAUUUCACAUUGCUAUUAUCAGCUCAAAAAAAAAAGAUUUGUAUGCACUUGUUGAAAUUCUUAUGAAAAAUUGUUUUUAAAGUUAUUUGAUAAAAUAAUCACUUAUUUUAACGGUGUGUUUACAUCCAUUAAUGCUUAAUUGUGAACUCCACAAAGUCUUGUCAUGAUCCUGCACCCUUUGCAUUUCACACUGAAUAUUUGGUUAGCAAUGAACAGAAGAACUUAAAGGUACCUGGUAUUCUUGUAAAGCUUUUUAUGCCCCCGGAUCGAUAGAUCGGGGGUAUAUUGUUUUUGUCCUAUCUGUCAUUCUGUCCAAAACUUUAACUUUGGUUAAAGUUUGAUACCUUUUGCAUGUGUAUCUCAUGGUGCUGCUCAUUUUGAGUGGUGAAAAGUCAAGGUCAAGAUCAUCCUUCAAGGUCAAAUAUCACUGUAUUUUUCUUUCCUAAAACUUUAACUUUCGUUAAAGUUUUAUCAUAAUAUUGAACACAGCAACUUCAUAUUUGGCAUGCAUGUGUAUCUCGUGGAGCUGCACAUUUUGAGUGGUGGAAGGUCAAGGUAAAAGGUCAAAAACUAUAUAUAAAAAAAUUCAUUUCUCCAUUCAAUCUCUUACUUACUUCUCGAGGAGCUGCACAUUUUGAGUGGUGAAAGGUCAACCUUCAAGGUCAAAAUAUAAAAAAUAUUAAUUUUCAUAACUUUUUUAAUAUUGAACUCAGCAACUUCAUAUUUGGCAUGCAUGUGUAUCUCAUGGAGCUGCACAAUUUGAGUGGUCAAAGGUCAAGGUCAUCCUUCAAGGUCAAAAUUAAAAAAAAAAACAUUUCUCCAUUCAAUCUCUGACUUCUCAUGGAGCUGCACAUUUUGAAUGGUGAAAGGUCAAGGUCAACCUUCAAGGUGAAAGAUCAAAAAAUAAAAAACAUAAAUUUUUAUAACUUUUUAUGCCCCCGGAUCGAAUGAUCGGGGGCAUAUUGCUUUUGGCCUGUCUGUCAUUCUGGCAUUCUGUCCCAAAACUUUAACCUUACAGUAAAGUUUUGCAAUAACUUUUGAAGUAUUGAACAUAGCAACUUGAUGUUUGGCAUGCAUGUGUUUCUCAUGGAGAUGCACAUUUUGAGUGGUUUAAGGUCAGGGUCAUCCUUCAAGGUCAAAGGUAAAAAAAGAAAAGUGGCGCAUUAGGGGGCAUUGUGUUUCUGACAAACACAUCUCUUGUUUAAUUCAUCCCCUGGUAGUUGUUAAGUUUCCAAGAAAACAACAACAGGAUGAAUAUUGCAGAAUAUAUUAAGAAUAGUAUCUAAUAAUGAGAUAGGCUUGAAAUUCAGAUUUUAAGGUCUUAAAAAUGAAGUUCAUAUUGGAUAAAAUAGUUACUUCAGAAUUAAAAUUUCUGUAAAAAUUAAAAAAAAUCAGGUCCUUUGAACGUUUCAAUAAACUGAUAUAUUUCUACUUUCCUUUAAAAAUAGACUAACAGUUUACUGCCUUAUUCCUGUGUAAUAUCAAGUGAAGCUUAGAAUAAAGUAACGGUCAAGCUUGCCGAGUCUGAUAUUUCAUAAAUGAAAGUGCAUAAUUUUGGCCUGUUUUUCUGUUUCCCAUACCUCUACAUCGCUAUUUUAAACACUUAAUAAAAUAUGAAUGAUGUGACUGAAUGUUCGCAUGAAUAAAUAUAUGCCGGGCUCUGUGAAAAGGGGGUUAAAUGCAUGUGUGUAAAGGGUUUAACCAGUCUGCACAGGCUAAUCAUGGACGACACUUUACGCCAAAACUUGAUUUUUGCUAAGACGAGACUUUCUUUACAAAAAAAACAACUUCAAAGCGGAAAGUGUUGUCCCUGAUAAGCUUGUGCAGACCAAACAUAUGCAAAUCUGGGACAACACUUUACACACAUGCAUUAAACCCUUUUUUCACAGAGCACUGCCCUUACACUGUAUUCAGAGGCGUCAAAGUUCAGGAUUAUUCCUGAAAUCAGGAUUUUGGCCCUUAAGGAUUAAUUUUGAUAUUGAUAUAAAUCAGAGGAUUUUUUUCUGUAUUUUAAGAUUAUUGUCACAAAAUGUCAUCUUAAACACAAAUUUUUUUACUUUGACAUAUUGUUUACAAAGUUAUAUACAAUAGUAAACAAAGUUACAUGAAUUAUUAACCCUUUUUUGCUCUGGUCCCAAAACGAUAGGCUUAUUUUCAGGAUUUUAGAUUUUGGCUAAUUGACACCCCUGUGUAUUACAUUUUACAUGUCAAUAAUAAUAACAUGAUCAUGAGCACUCUAACUUUAUAAAAAACCUUUGAUGCUGUUUUUGAGCGUUUUGUUUAAAGUGUGCAUGUAUUAACUUGUGUUAUUAAAUAGUUUAUUAUGUUUAAUCCGAUUCAUUUCUACAGGUAAUUUUUUCACAGCAUGAUUACAGAAAAUAAGAUAUUGUUUAGCUCAGGAAUGUCAAGUCAUCUGUAGGUACAUGGUAAACAUUCGCUGUUUAGCUUAUGCUUUCAAUGAUUCACUUCUAUUAGAAUUUCUAUUCACACAGUAAGUUGUCUUUCUGCAUAUUUUGUAGUUUCUUUAUUGUAUUAGCGCUUUAUACAAACUUAAUCAAUAUUAUACACUUUAUUAAUAUUAUAUAUUAUCUUGGGUAUUAUUUGUAUUAGUGUUAUACAUGUUGGGGUUUUGCAUUAUUUACACUAUUAUUAUUUCUGUUAUUUUGAUUAUUAUUUGUACAUUGAUAUGAUACAAGUUUCAGAUUCUUAAUUCCAUGUCAUGACAAAGUAUGGUUUAUAAAUUAAAACAAGAUUGGUUAUUAAUUCUAUUGGUGAAAGCUGUAUGACCGAACUUUGUUAAUGGAAUUUUGACUGCUACCAGUUUGUCUCAAUUAUGACCAUUAGUUAUUUUGUCCACUGUAUGUCACCUUUACUUCAUCGAUUUUUGUACGUUGUUUUAUAUUGUUUUUUGAUGCAGAUCAUUCCGAUAUAUGAGACGCGUUCUGAGAAAACUGGGCAUAAUGCAUGUACAUGUACGUAAAGUGUCGUCCCAGAUUAGCCUCACAUGCAUUAAGCCCAGUUUUCUCAGAACAAGGCUCAUAUAAUUAUAUAAGCAUCAUUUUACAUAGUUGAUAAUGUCGAUACAUUUUGUUGAUAGGUUGUUUUAUUAAUUUAAGAUUAUGUAACAGAUCAUUAACAUACAAUGAAAAAACGUUUCUAGUUGGCUCAGUUUAAUGCUUUCAAGUGUCAAUUUUUUAACAUUGACAAUCACGAUUAAAUGCGAUUAAAUGUUCAUGUUUUUAUUUUAAAAUCUUCAGAAAAUCAAUGUAAUUUAGUCUCUUUGUUGCUUCAUACAAAUGUAUCUGGAAAAAAAAAGCAAAAUACUUGUAUUCAUUUUGCACAAUUACAUGCAAUUUAAAUGUUUUGCACAAAUUUAGUUAGCAUUUUAAAAUUAAAUAAUAUAUAUUGCAAAUCUGUAGUACAUGUAGUUUUAUGGCUGAAUAAAUUUUACUGGAAAAGA